CUCGUUAGUGGCUACCUGGUCUAACAAUGCGGAAAUGAGCUGAAGUCCAACGAUGUCCUUGCAUGCUUCACGAUUGUUUUUGAGGAUUUAACACACAUUUGUAUCGUAAUAAUAUUACCAGUUCCAGCAUGCCCCUCCAUAAAUACCCUCCUAAAAUCUGGAACACCACAAAACUAAAAGAGGGCAUCUAUGCCCGCCUACCCAAGCAUUACCUUAAAUCCCUGGAGCUGAAGGAGCCCACGCCGGUCCACUGGAGGCCCCUGGGGGUCAAAUACCGACGCAAUCCUAAGACGGGCGAGAAGGAACGAGUGCAGGACGUCCCGAUCCCCAUCUACUAUCCACUCGAGUCGCAGAAUGGCCUUUGGGGAGGAGAGGGCUGGAUAUCGGGCUACAGAUAUGCCAACAAUGAUAAAAUGUCCAACCGUCUGACAAAGACGUGGAAGCCGCAGCUGUUCAAGAGAGAACUUUACAGCGAGAUCCUUGACCACAAGUUCACCAUCACAGUCACAUCUCGCACGAUGGAUCUCAUCGACGCCGCCUUCGGUUUUGACUUCUACAUUCUCAAAACACCGAAAGAAGAUCUAAACUCCAAACUGGGCAUGGACCUGAAGAGGGCCAUGUUACUGCGUCUGGCUCGCAGAGACACGCAGUUGUAUCCGGAUGACGCCGCUAAGAGAGACGAGGUGUACGCCAAAUACAAGCGGUUCGAGAUUCCUGAAGAUGAGGCCGAGUGGGUGGGCCUGACUCUGGAAGAAGCCGUGGAGAAGCAAAGGCAGUUGGAGCACAAGGAGCCCGAGCCAUUGUUCAAGGCGUGUGUGGAAAACCUACUGGAGGAGCUUCACAUCCAAAAAUUGUCCGAGCCUCAUCUCAGCGAGACCAAAUGAAGAGCGAUAAGUUUGUCAAGCCUCCACAUGUGUGUGACAGGAAACACCACCCAACACUUACUCUCAUUUUUUUCUUUGUUAGAAAAGCUAACAAUAGUGUAAAUACAACCAAUUUAGCAUCUUGUAUAAAAGUUAGGGGAAACUCACACUUGUCUGUUUUAACUGAAAAUGAAAGCUGAAGUCAGUUUGCCAUGUAAAGCGCUUCCGGUAAGUUAGGGUAUCACAUUUUGACGGGAAGUCCCAGCUGUGUGUGGGGACUCCCUUGGGUGUUGGAAACCCUGCCGCUGUAACUACACACAUACACCACCGCGCACCUGCUGUCUUUAUUUAAACGUACUCAUAAAACAGUUGAAUUUGUUGCGUUCUUUUUCAGAAUUAAGGUUUUGAAUAGGAGUGGGAACCUCUUGGUACCUCAUGAUACGAUUUGCGAUAUAUGAUGAUAUGGCGAUACAAAGAUUAUCAAUACAUUGGUCAGGAAAUCAUUCUUCAUUCAAUCAUAAAGAGAAAAACAAGCUUCUGCUGUGAAUUGGAAUGAGUUUAUCACUAGUAGACGUCCAAUCCAUUUGAACUGGGAGGGUGAACAUUCGUUCAUUCGCUGCCAUCCCUCCCACUUCAAAUGGAUUGAACAUCUACGGCUGUCAGUGGCAGCCAAUGCCAGGCAAUGAGGUCAUUUUGGGCCAUUUAAGGUCAUUUACCUGUUGAUGUUCAGUUACUUACUGUUGAAUUUGGGGUAUUUUAUGGGUCACUUCCUGUUUAUUUUGAGUUACAUAACAGGAAAUGACCUGGGAAUCACCCAAAUGAAUAGGCAGUGACUCAAACUCAACAGAAAAUGACCUGUAAAUGCCCCAAAAUGAACAGCAAGUGACCUGUAAAUGCCCUGAACAGAAUGAACGUUCGUUCUCAGUCUAAACGGAUUGGGCGUCGAGCCCCAUAGAUGCAGCCUGAGGGCCCAAAUACACCAGAUGCAUGAUCGUUGCGGUUCCGGUCCGGUUCAGUGUUGACUGCGUGCCACGCAGUACAUCAAAAACAGGCAAAUCAUACCGGGUGCGCACGGCUGCGGUCCGCCAACUCCGUUCCCUCGUGAGCGCUCGCGUGAACGCGCGCUAUAAUGUGCCAUUUAAAACAACGAAAAACACACGGAGUCUAUACUCAUCAAAGCAGAGAGAGAGCACAUUUUUUCUUAAUUUGCAUAUUGAUAUUUUAGUUAUGUCUGUCUAUUAAUUCCAGAUUGACUGCAUCAUGUUGAGAUCAGGGCUCCGUGUGUGGGGGGCCCUAUUAUGCCCUUGGUUGUGUCGGUGGGUUUAUGUCUUUGUGCACAUUUAAAAUUUAUGGCACAUAACAUCUUAUAGACCCUAUCCACGUGACGUCACAACUCCGCCCUCCUGACUGGUGCCGCCCAAUUGUCCGUCAACACAUCGUGUUUACCUGUUACGGCUACGUACAUUCCUCCUAUUUACGCCGUGUUUUUCUGCUCGUUAACAUUAAUAAUCAAAAUGGUGAAGGCGUGUGUGGCGGUUGGUUGCAAUACCAGAGAAGAUAGACGGAGAGACUUGAAGUUCUACCGGAUUCCGAGAGACCCGGAGAGGAGAGAGCGAGAUGGGCUGCUGCAAUUCGACGAGAAAACUGGGCUCCAAACGAUUACCACAGAUUAUGUAGUAGUCAUUUUAUAUCUGGUAAGAUGCAUUUAAUAUAUAUUUAGAGGGUUUUGGGCUGACAACCACAAUUAAGAUCAUUGCUAGGCUAAUCGCAGACAACAUACACGUAUGCAUGUAGUGAGAGUGCUAUCGCUAAACCAUAUAAACAUUAAAAGCCCUAGCUCCAUUGACAAAUGACAUGAAAUACAUUAGACUUGACAGUGGAUGUUAGCAAGAACAAAAGAUUUUGAAUUGAAAAUUUCAUAACUCACCUUUCCAAGCACAAGAUAGAUUCCUGCCGAAUUUUUGUGGACGAGGACCUGUUUCACCCAACCAGCAAUGAAGUAUUUAUAAGCCUCCAAGCUCUUUAAGUUUUUCAAACUUUCGUGAGAAUAGGCUGAUUUUGUGUGGACAACAUAGUUGUAAAUAUCAGGGUAGCUAGCAGAUGUCAGGCAAAUACGGCGAAGACAGCGGGUCGAAAAACAUCGAUUUAGGCAUCAAACAUGGAUCUGGCGAAUGGAUAAACUGAAGCUUUUCCACAUAACGCCUUUUAUGCAACGCAUCCAGUGAGUUUACGGCAUCCGAAAGCACCGGGUCUUCCAUGGAAUGCAUUAUAAAUUGCUCGAUCAAUUAAGACCAUUGAUAAUACAGACACAAAAUGACGGACAAGGGGGCGGAACAAUACAGCGAUCACGUGAUUUUGUGACGUCGGUGGGUAGGGUCUAUAGAGGUGUUAUAAACAACUGUUAGAUAUUCUGUAAUAUGUAUAAAAUGGAUAGCGAAUUAUAUACUUCACGAACUAAAAAACAGUGUACUUGGAAUUGGUGUUUCAACACUGCAGAUUCCUGUGCCCAGCGCAAACUGUUGGUUUUUCAAUGAAAAGUCAAGUAAAAUGUAGGAAAGAAAGAGAAACGUCUUGAAUAGACCACCAGGUCGAAACUUGUGGGUGUCUCUUUAUUCUCUUUCGUACUUUUCCCCCUCGACUCUGUAUACAAACCGACAUUGUGUGUGCGCCGGGCACGAGAAUUUCCGCAGUGGAGCCACUUUCAGAUACACUGCUUUUUUUUUUUUCCCGCUCGAAGUUGUCAGCACGUCGUGUGUUUGAUAUCAUUUCCAGAAAAACACACAUAAUAGGACACCUUGCAGCUUCCCUUUUAAUGCUGUCCUUAUAAUAACUAUCUGCUGCAUCGUAUAUCACUUUGUGACUUUCCACCUCCAUGAUGAAACGUUCUUCGUCCAUGUUUGCUGGUGUUUAAACCGUGAAUAAGCAACUGGGCUGUUACGUCCAGGCCCAGCUCCGUCCAUUUUGUCGGAUGCGUGCCUGGCAAAAAUAGAAAAUAGCCUGCCGGAGAUAGUGCGCGGGCAAUCCGAAGCACUGACGCAGCCGGUAUACGUUGAACAAUAGGAUAUAAUAGGAACGGAUUGGCUCCGGCGCUGUUUUUUUUUACCUGAGUCGGACCGGAACCGCAAUGAUCGUAGAUUUUGGUUGCUACUUGUUGGUUCCUUUUUAUUUUUUUUAUACAUUGACACCUUUCUAAAACGAUAUCUCGAUUCUUGGCAGGAGCAUAUCGAUAACCUUUUGGGAUACAAAGUAUCACGAUAUAUCACCAUUUCGAUAUUUUGUCACAGCCCUAGUUUUGAAAGACAUUACUUGAACAAAUUCUCGGAAGAUUUUUGGCAUGUUUUAUUGCCUUUCGUCACUGCUUUUACAUGGGAAUGUUGAACAAGUAAAUGGGAUUUAAGAUCUCUUUGGAAUUUUUUCAGUGCCAUUGACGCUAAUGGACGUCUAUCACAGUCAAUGGCGGCCAACACAUUAACAACAAUUCAGUUUUCAGUCUCAAGUACACAUUAGACACAUGCAUGACAAAUGUAUGGACUUAACAAGGAUACAUAGAAAAAUAUUUAGUAAUGCUGAGCCUACCCGAGGCCUUUGGAAUGAAAUUAGCAUUUCAACCUAUAUAAAGGAAACCAAGAAUGAGACUAUUUCAAAAACAAAGCCCCUUUGAUUAACACUGAACAAUGUUCUAUAUUGCUACAUCGAACGAAAUGAAAAGCGACAAUGAGCUUGUUAUUGGUGAACAAAUUACUCCCUGGAUUACUGUAAUUAGAAGUAACAAGUGCAAAAAGUUGGGUAAAUUUGUCUUCUUCCCUCCAGUCAGUUUACAACUACGUGAAUGUAACCCACAGUUAGCUGUCAAGAAAUGAAAAGAAUUUACUGCUUCAUUUACUACUAAACUAUUGUUAACUACUUUUAUCUGACAAGAAAUGAAAAGUGAGGCAGUCCAGACUAAUUCCUGGAUUAAUAAAAAAAACAUUGGGGGAAGUUAAAACAACUUUUAGCAUGGUCUAGCAAAAACAAGUCCACACUAUUUAUCAUUAAUGGAAUGUUUCAUAUUGUGACCUGAUAGGAAAUUAAAGUGACAUGGUCCGGACUAUUUCCUGGAUUAAUUGAAAGGAAUUGGGGGGGGAAAAACUAAUAUGGCCUAGCAAAAACAAGUCCACACUAUUUACCAGAGAAUGAUGUUAUAUACUGUUACCUGAUAGGAAAUGAAAGUUAGAUGGUCCAGACUAUUUCCUGGAUUAAUUGAAAGGAACUUGUGCAAAUUAUCGGGGAAAAUUAAAAAAAUUUUUUUUAAAGAACUACGAGCACGGCCCAGCAAAAACAAUUAAUUACUACCAAGUGAAUGCAACCUUGGUGGAGUUGGCCCCCCUUCAGACACAAAUUUUAUAAUAUAUAUACAUAUAUUUUAAAAUUGUAUACUCGUUUGUGCUGGAUUUAUGCUGUUAAAAGUUUCAUUUCUGCUAUUGGUGAACAAAUUACUGCCUGGAUUACUGAAAUUAAAAGUAACAAGUGCAAAAAUUGGGUAAAUUUGUCUUCUUCCCUCCACAGUUUACAACUGUGUAGCCCACAGUUAGCUGACAAGAAAUGAAAAGAAUUUACUGCUUCAUUUACUACUAAACUAUUGUUAACUACUUUUAUCUGACAAGAAAUGAAAAGUGAGGCAGUCCAGACUAAUUCCUGGAUUACUUAAAAAAAAAAAAAAACAGAAAAGUUGGGGGAAGUUAAAACAAUUUUUAGCAUGGCCUAGCAAAAACCAGUCCACACUAUUUACCAUUAAUGGAAUGUUUCAUAUCGUUACCUGAUAAAUAGGAAAUGAGACUGAGAUGGUCCAGACUAUUUCCUGGAAUAAUUGAAAGGAACUUGAGGGAAAAAACAACAACUUUUAACCUGGCCUAGCAAAAACAAGUCCACACUAUUUACCACUAAGAGAAUGAUGUUACAUAUUGUUACCUGAUAGGAAAUGAAAGUGAGAUGGUCCAGACUAUUUCCUGGAUUAAUUGAAAGGAAGUUGUGCAAAUUAUUGGGGGAAAAUUAAAAAUAAAAAAAACUACGAGCAUGGCCCAGCAAAAACAAUUAUUAAUUACUACCAAGUGAAUGCAACCUUGAUGGAGUUGGCCCCCCUUCAGACACAAUUUUUUUUAUAAUAUAUAUACAUAUAUUUUUAAAUUGUGUCAUUGUUUGUGCUGGAUUUGUGCUGUUAAGUUUCAUUCCUGCUAUCGUUUUUCAGAUAAUUUACAAUGCUUUUAUAGGUCAAUCUGAGGUCAACUAACCCCCCCACCCCCACUUUGAUGUAAACCUGCUAAUGGAACUGCAAUGUUUCAUUUGUGCCAGAUGUGGGGGAUGCGUAAUGUUAUCACUACAAAUUAAAUGUAGAAGUAAUAUCAACAAAAACGUUGCUGCACAAACGAAAGGAUUUGACACCAGUUUUAGCUGGUUUAAAUCAAAUAUGGAGGGGCUGGUUGACAUCAGAUUGACCUAUAAAAGAAAAACGAUAGCAGCACAAAUGAUUGACGUAAUUUUUAUAUUAAUGUGUGUCUGAUGGGGGGCCAACAUCACAGAGGUGUGAAACCAAUCUACUGUUACCUAACAGGAAAUGAACAGUGAGGCGGUGCCGACUAUUUUCCGGCGUCGCACCCUCAUAGGUCAUCUUCGAUCUUGACGUGGACCGAAUCGGACGGGCCGGCCUGCGGCUCGGUUUGCAUGUUCCAGUUCUCGUUGACUAGCAUGUUGAAGCGCAAAUCUUCGUAGCGGGAGAAGUCCUGGGUGUACGGGCCUAAGUUCUGGUUGGCGCCCCCAAAGCUGGCCUGACCGGCAUCAGGCACAACCGCGGCAGGGUCGGAGAACAUGUCCAUCAGCCCGGGCAUCUCCAGCAGCUGGCUGAGGAGGUCCAUCUCCUCGCUGUCAAUGGGGAUGUCCGUGGGCUCGGCGUAGACAAUUUCGCCAAGAGGGGCGAGCCCCGGUUGGGUUGAGCGUGGCGACGUCAUGUCGUGGGGGAAGUGGAAGGCCUGUUCCGGUGCAGCCGCUGCAAGGUCAGCUGCUGGGAAAGACCAACAACGAUUAAAACAGCUUCCUUUUAACACAGAUACUACAAUGCUAACCUGUCACGUUGGUAUUUUCUUGGAAGUUCAUGUGCGACUUAAUCUUUCUCUUGCGCUUGACCUCAUACGGAUCUGACGGAAAAUUCACAGAAAACACUCGAAUGCGUACAGGAAUCAAAAUUCAUAUUUGCAACUGGGUCAUUCCAGAGAUGAAAGACAUUUUCGCUUCUAAAUUCUUGAAGUAGAGACUUGACAAUACAGUGAUGAAUCACAUUACUUUGUAUCCCAAUAGGUUAUCGAUAUGCAAGAAUCGAGAUAUCGGUUUUUAAAAGAUGUCAUUGCUUAGUUAAGGAAACCAACAGGUUGCUACCCAAAAUUUUGUUUAACUAGUAGGUCGCCUUUGUUGUUGACGACGCAAUGCACUCUGGGCGGUGAAGUCACUGAGCAGCAUGUACUUCCACAGUGUCACUCGUUAGCUACAUAAACAUUUCGUUGGUUCUGCCCUUCCAAAUUGAACCUGAGCAGAAAAGUGAUGAGCAUGACAGCACUGUCGAUACUUCAUAAAACAAGUAGCAAAAGCAUUUAAAAGAAGGUCUCCAGCGGGAUUUGAGUCCCCUGUUCCUGUGCGACAGACGAGCACGUAGACCACAGGACUACACUUCCGCGUGACGUUAAAGUAAUUAUUUUCCUUAUAAAGCAAUCACAACCAAUAUGCGUUGUCUGUCUGUGCGGCAAAACCUUAAAGGGAAACGCAACUGAAAAAGUGUGGCUGGCGUGACCACGGAAUUAGAAAACAAAAACAUAGGGAUUUCGUGAAAGGGUUUAUUGAACACAAAAAACGCACGAUCACAAAAAGGGAGACACAAUAAGGGUCCGUGACAGGAGGUCAGGAUCCAUUAAAAAAAAAAAAAAAAAACCUGAGGGACAACCGCGGUGACAGGCAAACAAACGGAAGAAAAAAAAACAAGGCAAUGAUGCAACUAGCAACGAAGGGAUAUACUGUCAAAUGGCAGCAAGUCAAUAUUUCGGCAAGUCGCCUAGGAUCGGUUUAAAGACACUGCUGAUGAGCUGGAAUUGGAUGUAAGUACGACAUUGAGAACUCAUCCCGCAUCUCUGGAACAAAACAAUCUGACCAGCAGCGGAAUGUGAAAAAAAUCAUGCCAGUUGUCAUAAUAGUUUCACUUGCUAGCUAGCUAGCACAACUAUUCUCCCAGCCCAGCUUAAUCACAUCAUCACCCCCAGCGUGCAUUGCGCGCGUAAAACAUGGCGCCCUCCGUAGGUCAAAACAUUUACUAAAUAUUAGAUUUUUAAAUCAAUGGCAAUAAUAUACUGUAUAUGUUUCUAAUAACAUAUUUUAGGAAAGGAAUUGUGGCUUAUUUGAGCCUACAAGUCUUUAAUUAUGAGGUUCCCUUUAAAUACUAUGAAAAACAAAAACAACUCUGACAAAAACCUUUCCCGUUUUUCGUGGUUUCCUUGGAAUUCCUUUACAAGGUUUUCUGGUUUUUAAGGUUUUUAAGGUUUUUUUUUUUUUUUUUUUAGGUUUUGGCUCAUUUUUGAGUCAGUUACUUGUUAAUUUAUUGGCUGCCAUUGACGGCACUAGACAUCCAAUUCAUUUUGAGGGUGAAUGAACAUUUGUUCAUAUAUUAAUUAGCUCAUCUUAUGGAUAAAUGGUCAAGUUUUCAUAAUUUGAUUAAGUUGAUAUGUACAAUAUUUGGUCUAAUCACAGUACAGUAAUACCUCGACAUACGGCAUCUGAUGUAAAAUUUGACUCGUCAUUUGUCCCGACUUAUGACGGCACGCUCAUAAUACGACAAUUUAUGACAGCAUCGCAAUUUCAUUGUUUUCCCUCAAGCUGGACGCACAAUGGAUUUUCAUGUGAGAGAAAUCAACACGGGUCCCAAAAAGGUUAGUGCAGGUGGUGAAAAAAGGAAAAAGGUGACGCUUACCAUUGAAAUUAAGAAGGAAAUGAUAGAAAAAUAUGAGCGUGGUGUGAGUGAACUGGCUCAACGAUAUGGUCUCCUCAGACCUCCGUUAGCACGUCUCUAUGAGUUAAGGUUACAAUAAAAACGCUUUUUUAUGUACGAUUUAUUAUUACGGUACCAUUAUUAUUAUUAUAAUUGUAAUAUUGUCACCAAGGAAGUUGCCAGCUUUGAUGGAUUUUUAAUCAUUUUUUUCCAGAACUUGUGCAGCACAACACGGCUACUGUCCGCCAUAGCCGACGCUGAAAACAACAUGAAAAUUCAAAGUAAAAACUUCCCAUUCUUCCACACCUCACUCUCUCGUCAGUCACACAGUGCGUUCAGGAACAGCAUGCAAAACACAACCGCCACAUUGGAACCCGAUUCGGAUUUGUAUUUAUAUUUUAUUUGUUUUUCUAUGUGUAACUGCUAUUUGUAAUGGUAGCAGCGAUUUUUAUCAAGGACUCAGUAUAGGUUUCUAGGCUGUGGAACGAAUUAAUUGAAUUAUAAUGAAGUUGGAAGAAGUUGAUUUCAACCACCAUUGACUCACGCUAGCUUAGCCACUCAGGAGCCCUGAAACUAACAAAUAACUGACAAACUGCAUGGAAUUUGUUGAAAUCAACUCCACCGACUAAUUAAAUCACCGCUAACUCGAAAAUUAAGCCUAAUGUCAAAAUAUUCUGAACUUCGGCUUAGCGUUUAGGGUUAACAGCAGUGCCAAUGUAAAACAAUGCAAAUUGACUGCAGAAUAAUCCACAACACACAAAUGAAUGGCGUACCGCACGCAUGCUAUUUUUAGACCGUGACGUCGCAUCGUAAAGCGGAAGUAAAGCCGAAGUGGGACAUUAUAGACCCGCCCUCGCAUAGAAACAACGUAAUUUGUGCUACUUUUUGCCGGUAAUCUUUCAAAAAGGAACAUGCCGAUCACGCAUUGCUUUUUGGAACUUGUAGAAACGACUCUAGACAUUACAACACAUGAAGGAUGUUUUCUUCAUACGUUUCCGGAAACCAAAAACUCGGGAGGAAAAAAUGUGAAGACCGAAUCAAUUUGCGCGGACUUUAACACCAGCUCGGUGAAUCUAUUCACAUUUCAUAUGCAGUAAACAUUUUGUUGGGUUGGCAUGGUCUUUCGGAGGACAAAGAGGUAAGUCAUUUUUUUGUUUUUAACUUAUUUUUUUAGUGUAACGUUGUGCCGUACUGCUUCUGUCUAACAAUGAAUGACCUGAAAAGAGUUACAAUGGUCUCUGACUGCCACAGUUACCGUUUCUGUUAUAUAUAUAACAACUUUAGUGAGGGGGAAGUGUAAAUAAAUUAUAGAAUUAAGAUUUGUUAUCAAUGAAAAAAAUUUAAAAUGUUCGUUGGCUGUCACUGAGCAGCAUUUGCGAUCGCUACACGAAGCUAACUAAAUUACCCCCAAAAACGGUCAGAGACGUAGGACAACCAGAGGAUAUAUAAGAAAGACAGGGCUGAUGGUAAAGGAUAGCUUGUUGAAACAGGAGAAUGUCAUUGUCAGUCGCGUCGAUAAAAAAGCUAAGGCUAUGCUUUUGUCGGCUCGUUUUUUUCGUCUUUUUCAGCCACCCACACUCAAGCCAUCUCUUUAACUGAACAUUUUUAUGUUCUUCCACAACUUUGCCAGUGAAUUUGGCACCAGGCACAUAAUUUUCGAAGAGAAUUGGUAGGUUUAGCUCUGUAAACAUCUCCUUCGUACACAAUUUCCAAUCAUUUCCUAUUAGGGACAAACGGUGACUUGUCCCUACUUAGCAACAGUAGCUAAUGUCAUGAAUAUUAAUGAACGGAAGCGACGUAUUGCUUGCGGUACGCCAUUGCGCAGUGCAAUAAACACAAAGGUGGGGGCAGGCGCGAAUGCGUGCCCACAACCUGGAAGUACGCCGUACACACACGCGGUCAAUUUGCCGGCAAAUAAGCACUUUACACUCAAUCGGACUUACAACACAUUCCAAAGAUGCUAAACAAACCUCACGGCAUAAAUGUGCAACACAAAUAUGAUGUAAGCAAUACUCGCCGACUUGGAGCGAUGACUACCCUCUGUUACAACGGCAAAGCUAUGAAACGGCCGCGUAUGUAGCGGCUCCAACCUAUCGCUGGAACCCCCCCGAGUGAAGGAAAAAUACAUUCAUUCAUGAAUGCACGCUGAGCAACAGUCCCUCGCACAUCUCAACACGUGGCUGCACUCAGAUCGAACGUGCACCCGCGUUCC
Molecule: messenger RNA, 11074 nt
Organism: Corythoichthys intestinalis (scribbled pipefish)
Lineage: Eukaryota; Metazoa; Chordata; Actinopteri; Syngnathiformes; Syngnathidae
Gene: mrpl28
Product: mitochondrial ribosomal protein L28
Exons: 6
Coding region: 129-884 (251 amino acids)
Cellular component (GO): mitochondrial large ribosomal subunit
Molecular function (GO): structural constituent of ribosome
Source: RefSeq, a predicted model, not a curated record